AUGGGGACCAGCCACAGAAACAAACGUGAAAAGAGGAAAGCGAGUCCUGAAAAGAAAAUACGAGGUAAUCAAGAUGAGAAGAAGGUCAGAAACAUGGAAACGAGACAUUUUAUUUGGAUUGGUUUCCUGGUAAUCGCUGCAGUAAUUGUUAUGUGGACGUACUGUGUUGCAGAAAAUGACCAAUCGCGAAACUUGGACGAACUUUUGAAAUAUUACAACGUCACUCAUUCACUUUCGAAAAUAGACAGAAGAUCAAAGUUAAGUUUACAAGAAUAUAUGGAUGUGUAUGAUGCAAAAUUUCCAGUGUUGAUCACCGAUGUUGUGCCAUUAUGGCCAGCGUUUAAUUGGACAAAGGAUUUUUUUCUGAAGAAUUAUGGUGGUGUUAAAGUCACAGUAAAAACAGUAGAAGGUGAUUUGUCUAAGGCUGAGAGUCUGGCAUUACCGAUCAGCAUGUUCAUUCAGAAAUCGCAUAGUGGGUCGUUCCAAACAUGGACGUAUCUUGAAGAUGAAAUGUUCAUAACUCAACGACCAGAGCUUUUGAAUGAUAUCGGGAAGGUAGCUUAUUUAGAAGAGGAUUAUUUUGAACUGUUUCCUGCUGAGAUAAAACCUUGGAACGCGAUGUUAUUGUGGGGAAGUGUGUACUCACGGUCGCCAUUACAUAUAGACCCUUACAACUGGACAGGAACUAAUGCUGUAUUAAUGGGAACUAAACGGUGGAAAAUGUACCCACCGGGACAGGAUGAUUAUCUUUAUGUUAUCAAUGAUCAAAAAUCAGGAUUCCCCCUUGACUGUUAUAAAUACAACAGUCCAAUUGAUGCUUAUGACGUAAAUUUGGAUAAAUAUCCUAAAUUUCAAAAAACAAAAUGGUUAGAAUUCGACCAAUAUGCUGGUGAGUUGUUACUGAUCCCGACAGGUUGGUUUCAUCAAGCUUUUAACGUAGAGGAAACUAUGGCAAUAAGCAGUCAGGUCAUGAAUACAAAUAACUAUAAAAUUGUUCUUGAGGAAAUUCUCAAAGCCGGUAAUUUUGAUGACAUUAAUUUGCCUAUUGAUUAUGCUUCCUUGUUGCCGGAGAAACAGGUGGAAACUCUGAUGUCUGUGUUGCCGGGGAAAAUAUUGGAAAAAGGCAGACAAGUGACUGAGAGUGUUUUGAAUCAAUUGAAAUAUGAUGAGCUAUAUCAGCAGCAAGGCUAA
This is a messenger RNA of Saccoglossus kowalevskii, 1191 nucleotides long. RefSeq lists its product as uncharacterized. The record is from RefSeq and is a predicted model, not a curated record. Gene Ontology annotation, molecular function: cis-regulatory region sequence-specific DNA binding. Gene Ontology annotation, cellular component: nucleus. NCBI's taxonomy places the organism in Eukaryota, Metazoa, Hemichordata, Enteropneusta, Harrimaniidae.